Messenger RNA from Ochotona curzoniae (black-lipped pika), 3051 nucleotides. It is a transcript of the gene FRMD8, whose product is annotated as FERM domain containing 8. The record is from RefSeq and is a predicted model, not a curated record. Gene Ontology annotation, cellular component: plasma membrane; cytoskeleton. The transcript has 11 exons. Bases 334 to 1725 code for a protein of 463 amino acids. Lineage: Eukaryota; Metazoa; Chordata; Mammalia; Lagomorpha; Ochotonidae. Gene Ontology annotation, biological process: negative regulation of canonical Wnt signaling pathway.
GCGUAGCCGCCCCAGCGGCGGGAGCGGCUGCAGCAACUCUCGGCGUCCCCGAGGUGACCAGCUGGGCAUCCGGGCUGGGACGGGGGCUGGGGAUCCGGGAGGGGCAGGGUCCUGAUCCAGGACAGCGGGCUCUGCGUCCCUGCGAGGUGAGAGCGCCCGGGGUCCCCGCGCGGAGUUCGGGGGGCGCGUCGGAUCCUGCCCGCCCAUCUGGGUGCCUUGACCCGAACCUUGCCUUUCGGGCCGGCGGGAGGACCCCUCGUCCGCUCCAGCCAGCGCUGUUCACCCCGGCAGACCCAGCUCGCGACUCCUUCUGUUUUGCAUUGAGGGCUUAAAAUGGACGGCACGGAAGGCAGUGCUGGGCAGCCCGGCCCUGCGGAGCAGUCCCACCGCAGCAGCGUGUCCUCCGUGGGCGCCCGAGCGGCCGAUGUGCUGGUAUACCUGGCGGAUGACACCGUGGUGCCCCUGGCCGUGGAGAACCUGCCCUCGCUCAGCGCCCAUGAGCUGCACCGGGCCGUCCGUGAGGUGCUGCAGCUGCCGGAUGUCGCCCUGGAGGCCUUCGCGCUCUGGCUGGUCUCGCCUCUGCUGGAGGUGCAGCUGAAGCCCAAGCACCAGCCCUACAAGCUAGGCCGCCAGUGGCCAGAGCUCUUGCUGCGCUUCACCGACGCACCGGAUGACGACGUGGCCAUGGACGAACCCUCCCUGCAGUUCCGAAGGAAUGUGUUUUUCCCCAAGCGGCGGGAGCUCCAGAUCCAAGAUGAGGAGGUCCUGCGGCUGCUCUACGAGGAGGCCAAGGGCAACGUGCUGACCGUGCGCUACCCGUGCGACCCGGAGGACUGCGAGGCACUGGGUGCCCUGGUGUGCCGUGUGCAGCUUGGGCCCUACCAGCCUGGCCAGCCUGCGGCCUUGAGGGAGAAGUUGGACUCCUUUCUCCCUGCCCACCUCUGCAAGCGGGGCCAUGGGCUCUUUGCUGCCCUCCGGGGCCGCGGGACCAAAGCUGGACCUGGCGAACAAGGGCUGCUGCACGCCUACCGUCAGGUGAAGGAGACCGGCAGCGGCGAACACGAGGCUGCCCUGGGUACCCACUACCGUGCCUACCUCCUCAGGUGCCACGAGCUGCCCUUCUACGGGUGCGCCUUCUUCCAUGGUGAGAUCGACAAGCCAGCCCAGGGCUUUUUACACCGCAGUGGGCGCAAGGCAGUGACCGUGGCCAUCAAUUUGGAAGGAGUUCAUGUCAUUGACCACAGGGACAAGCACGUGCUGCUGGGCCUGCGUUUCCAGGAGCUGUCGUGGGACCACACCUCCCCUGAAGAGGAAGAGCCUGUCCUCUGGCUGGAGUUCGAUGGGGACAGCGAGGGCACGCCUGUCAACAAGCUGCUGCGGAUCUACUCCAAGCAGGCCGAGCUCAUGAGCAGCCUCAUCGAGUACUGCAUCGAGCUGAACCAGGUCGCUGAGCCCGUCGCCCCCCAGGACAGCGCGACCGGCCCCCGCGCGGCCCCUGGCUCCUUGCCGCCGCCAGCGCAGCGCCCCAAGCUGCGGAGGCAGAGCAGCGUAGUGUGCAGCCGGAUCCAGCAUCUGUCCACCAUCGACUACGUGGAGGAUGGCCAGGGCAUCAAGCGGGUGAAGCCAAAGCGGUCGACGUCUUUCUUCAGCCGCCAACUGUCCGUGGGCCAAGGGAGCUACACCGUGGUGCAGCCCGCAGACAGCGGGGAGCAGGAAUCAGGGUGACCGCCAGGCGCGAGGUGGCUCCACACCCAAACCCACAGGGGCAGGGCCCGGCUGGGCUGCCUGGACUGCUCGGGCCCUGGGGGUGGGCUCCAGGCCACACCUCCCCUGGACCCAGUCCCCCACCCCUGGGGAUGAGCUUGUCGGGCAGGCGAGGCUCUGUGCUGAAGGGCGCAGGCGGCACUGCGGCAGGCAGCUGAGGCUCACAGCUUCCAGCAGGUGCCCUGCUCUUUCCCCUGGACCAGGGUGGCUGCUUUCCUGCAUCUCUGUCACUGCCACCACUCCACCCUGGCUAUCUGGUGGUUGCCACAGAAGGCCGGGGGUCUCCUAAGACUGUGUGGUGGUAGAGUGAAGGUGAGUGCUCAGGCUUGCUGGGUCUCGCUGGGCUGGGCCUCGCUGGGCUGGCCAGGCUAUGGGUCAUGCACAAGGCUUCUGGGCAGGCAUGCGACACUGACAUGAAAGGUGACUUUGUUGGUCUCUGGGAGGUAACUCUCCUGGGACCCCUCAGGGCCACCAGACCCCCACUGUACACUGAAUCACUUCGCAGGGCCCUGGUGGUCCUGCUCAGCUGAUCCCCCACCCGCCGUUUGCUCCCAGCAUCCUGGGCCUCGGGGCUUCAUGUGGGGCCUUUUUCAUGCAGUAGAGUUCAGGGCUUCCACUGGCCCCAGCGUGGGCAUCGCGGCCGCCGAGAAAGCCAGCCCCCUGCCAGCCAGUCUUCUGUCUGGAGAACGUCAGGAGGUGCAGACGUGGCCGCUCACCUCAGCCUGGCCCUGCUGGCCACAGCGAUCCGUGCCUUUCCCAGCCCCUGCAGCUCUCCGUGCAGGCUGUGUAGCUCUCACAGGAGGCUUCCCGGAACUCCCUGCAGGACAGGGCAGGCCCAGGGGGAGGGUCUGCGGUCUGCCAUCCCUACCCAGCGGUGAUGACGGGAGGAAAGGCUGUGGCGUCGCCCCUCUGCAGCAGGAACCUGCGGGUUCCUCAUAGUGCAGAGAAUGCGGAGACGUCCCCAGCCUUGUGGAAUAGCCCAGGUGCAGGGCAACUUCAGCUGCCACUCCUGUGUCGCCUUGUGGUGUGCUGUGGCUGGGCCUAGCCUGUGCUCAGGACUCGGGUCUCUGCCCACUGUUGAUGGCAUGUGGGCUGUGGAGUGUGUGUGUAUGUGUGUGAGGGUGAACCUGGACCAUGUCCUCCAAGCUUUCUCAUGCUUUCUGAGCGUUCACUGUGCCUUAACAUUUUCUGCCUGCCCUUUUGGACAAAGCAGAGUUUUACUAAACGCCCAUGAAUGUUCUUUUGUACCAUGUGACUUAUUAGUAAUAAAAUUCAUUUCUAGCCAUA